UUCGAUAACUGUUUCAUUAAACAUAUGUCCUAUUUGAUCUUAGCUCAAAGAUUUGAUUCAAUUGCAAAAACUUAUACCUGAAAAUCAGAAUGCCUGAUAAAAUUAAAAAGUAUGACUACCCUCACUCUCCAACUGGGGGAGUUAAGCCGAUGAGCAUAAGAGGUAUAUUUGAAAGUGAACGCUGUAGACUCUCGGAAGAAUUCACUGAUGAGGAACGCAAAUGGAGAAAACAGUGGAUAAAAGAUCAGCAACUAUCUCCUAAUGAACCUAGACCAGUUCCUCCUGAAUGGAUAAAAGAAACACGAAAUCCAAUUCGUAGAUUUGUUUCGAAGCCUUGGCAAAUUCUGGAAGACCGAAUGUCUGUAGUAACCGGGAAAGGAUUUGCUGCUGGUUUUAGAUACGUGGUACCUAAAACAUUAGUGGGAAUUAUGUCAAUAUAUGUUCUUUGGUAUCAUCUUAAAUACAAUCAGAAUGAUUGGACCAGAGCUUAUGGUCCGACUAUAAUGAUGCCAAAACCUGUUGCUUAUCCUGGAGAUAAAAAUUAUCCUGUAAAAAGAGAGCGAUUUCAUCCUAUUGAUUAUGAUGAUCGUGGCUUCAAAAAUAGAACUGUCUUUUUGUAAUGUUAUAAUACUUCAAAAGAAUUAUUACAAGUAGCGUUUGUAACAUAGUUAGAAGUCACUGAUAUAUGAAUAAAAAAAUCAAUUAAUUGAACUUUGAAGCAUGACAUACGAUUUUGAUAUUUAGCUUUUGUUUGAUCUUGAUAUUAAAUGCGCCAUCUGAAAUCAUAAUGCUUGUGAUGGAAUCCAGGAAAACUGUAAAGCGGAAAAGGAUGCAGAGUAAAAAAUAAAGUGUUGGAAAAUUGAGUUUUUUCUUUAAAAUACACAAGUGUUAAAUGACCACAAGUUAGUGAGACAAUACCUUAAGUUUCGUUUCUACUGUUUUGUAACAUGGACUGAAAUUAUUGUACACAAAUCCUAUCUGGGUGGAAAUUAUUUUGUGACUUAAAACAAAAGUGGAAAACAGUCAGAUGUGAGUUUUAUCUUAAAUGGGGGCAUUAUAUUAAGUAAUGCUUGUUUGUAAUUCAUAAUAAAUGUAUGUAUAAUUUUUUGAAACAUA
This is a messenger RNA of Stegodyphus dumicola, 1116 nucleotides long. RefSeq names its product NADH dehydrogenase (ubiquinone) B17 subunit (gene ND-B17). Gene Ontology annotation, biological process: mitochondrial electron transport, NADH to ubiquinone. The record is from RefSeq and is a predicted model, not a curated record. NCBI's taxonomy places the organism in Eukaryota, Metazoa, Arthropoda, Arachnida, Araneae, Eresidae.